GUGGAUAAGGUUGCGCGGAGAACGUUCCACGCUUAUUCGAAAGUGUGACAUUUGUCAAUUUACGACAAAGCCCAAAAGUAUUCUUAAUUUCGGAACGGCCCCUCCUUCCUCCGCCCUGAUUUCACAGCACCCCCAUUCUUAAUUUUUAUUUUAUUUUUAUUUUUUUGUUCUCAUUAAACAUCAAUCAAAGCACCUGUAACUGAAGCAUCAGAGUUCCGGACCUUACGAAAUGCUGAGGCUCAGCUGCAGAAGGCUCCUCGGGCUGGGGUUCCGGGAGGCCCAGUUGCCGGCCGUUCAGCGGCUGUCGCGUUCUUACCACGAGAGGGUCGUCGACCACUACAACAAUCCCCGCAAUGUCGGAUCCUUUGACAAGAACGAUCCCACGGUCGGCACGGGUCUCGUCGGCGCACCCGCUUGCGGCGAUGUCAUGAAGCUUCAAAUCAAGGUCGACGAAGAGUCUGGAAAGAUCGUCGACGCUUGCUUCAAGACAUUCGGAUGUGGAUCAGCCAUAGCUUCUUCCUCCGUAGCUACUGAAUGGGUGAAAGGGAAACAAAUGGAAGAAAUUCUGUCUAUCAAGAAUACGGAGAUUGCAAAACACCUUUCUCUUCCCCCAGUUAAGCUGCAUUGCAGCAUGCUUGCUGAGGAUGCAAUUAAAGCGGCUGUAAAGGAUUAUGAAGUGAAACGUGCAAAUUCAAGUGCAAGCAUGGGUUCGGAGGCUGCAGCUACCGAGAAGGCUGCUGAUGCUUGACGAUAUGCACGUGUAAAUGAAAAUGGAAGUGGUGUGUGUGGUCAUCAUCCCAUAUAUUGCCUUCUGUUGAUGUUUUGUAUGGCCUUAAAACUGCUUCAAAAUACUUUUUAACAUUUUUCCCCCUGGAUGUAAAUGUUCCCAAGAGAUGAAUAGUCUGUUUUAAUAUAAAUUUGGCUUGUGUUUUUGCCUAA
Molecule: messenger RNA, 939 nt
Organism: Malania oleifera
Lineage: Eukaryota; Viridiplantae; Streptophyta; Magnoliopsida; Santalales; Ximeniaceae
Product: iron-sulfur cluster assembly protein 1-like
Exons: 3
Coding region: 230-748 (172 amino acids)
Biological process (GO): intracellular iron ion homeostasis; iron-sulfur cluster assembly
Cellular component (GO): mitochondrial matrix; cytoplasm
Molecular function (GO): 2 iron, 2 sulfur cluster binding; ferrous iron binding
Source: RefSeq, a predicted model, not a curated record